This is a messenger RNA of Photinus pyralis (common eastern firefly), 5616 nucleotides long. RefSeq names its product proteasome adapter and scaffold protein ECM29-like. Gene Ontology annotation, molecular function: molecular adaptor activity. Gene Ontology annotation, biological process: proteasome assembly. The record is from RefSeq and is a predicted model, not a curated record. Lineage: Eukaryota; Metazoa; Arthropoda; Insecta; Coleoptera; Lampyridae. Gene Ontology annotation, cellular component: cytoplasm; nucleus.
CAUAAUUCACAUUAGAACUAAUUUCAUUUCGUUUUUUGAAAACUGCAUUCAGCAGGUAUGGCUACCGCUACAGACGAAUUGGUUCUUUUGGAGAGAGUAUUUCUACGAAUUGGUUCUGCUGACACUGACGAGCAACUUCAAAAUGUCGUUUCGAAGUUCUUGCCUCCUGUGCUUCUCAAGCUGUCUUCUCAGCAGGAAGGCGUUCGAAAGAAGGUCAUGGAAUUACUGGUACAUAUUAAUAAGAGAAUUAAGUCUCGAGUGGUACAGUUGCCGGUGGAAGCCUUACUGGUACAGUACCAAGAUCCCUCAGCUACAUCUUUUGUGAUUAAUUUUACCAUCAUUUACAUCAAGUUGGGAUUCCCACGGUUGCCAGAAGAAAAGCAAAUCGAGUUAAUUCCGUCGAUGUUAAACUCAAUCGACUCGAAACCGCAAUCGCACCAGGACAGUUUACUUUUACUCAUAAUUCCCUUAUUGGGAAAAGUAAAUGUGCCUUCGGAUCCUUCACAAAAGUAUGCCAUAUUCGGUGUUAACGAGAAGCCGCACAUCAGCAAGUUGUUUCUGGGAUUACUGUUGGAUAUGCUGUUGCUACCGUAUGGAGCGCUAACACAAAAGCCUGCCGAUGACGAACAGGGAAGUCGCAAUGAAUCAUCCAUUCCCGUACCACCCGGUAUGAGUGAAUAUUCAUUUAAAAGGGUUACAAAUGAAUUUCCCCUACAUCCGGAAGAACUUGAGCAGAUUAAAUUGGGAAUCGUCAAAUUUCUGGGGAGUGGUAUAUUUUCGGACGACGAAAUUUUGAUUCACUUAAUCGUAGCUGCCUCUGACACACGAUUUAGUGUAGCGAAUUUAGCUGAUUUGGAACUGAAAAAAAUUGUGGGUACACUCAAUUGGGCAUCACCGGUUACAGCGAUGCCUCUUUAUUUACUGUACUUAGGCUCGCAAUCUCAGAACAUUAAGCCGAAUAUGAAAAAAUCACCCGUAAGCACGCGCAUUCGUCUGAAACUUUUGACUCAUAUGUGUCGAAUAUGGGGCGCAGGUUUUGCAUUACCCGCAAGUAUUCAGGUGAUUUUUGAUUCUCUGUACGGGACAAAUACCAACAGUAAACUCAAGACUAUCGCUCUUAAUUUCGCCAUGAAUUUGGUACAGACUGCAGAGGAAGCGCAGCUGAGCAAAGUCGCGAGUAUUUUACAGACCGGUUUACAAAAAUUGAUCCGAGAAGGCGAAGUCGUACAUCAAGGUCAAGCCUAUUUAGUAUUGGGUGUGCUUGGUAGUCGCUUUCCCCUACUUACUUAUCAUAAUGUGUCUUUAUUGGAAAUGUUUUUUAAAAAUUUGGAUUCCGCUGAACCGGAUUUACGACUGCAGAUACGUCAGGGAUUUUUGAGCCUCCUUCCGGCAUACAAUUACGAUGUUAAUCCAUCAGAAUUCGAUAAAGAUGGCCGUGUCAAUUUCUUGUUUGCAUUAGUUAAAUAUUAUUUAUUCUCUGCAGAGCCGAUGGUGCGAUUUGUUGCUGUAAGAUCAAUUGGUACAAUUUUUCCACCCAAUCAUGUACCUUCUAAGUUUUUGCUGUUAUUGGCUACUGGCGAUAGUAAAGAUGAAGUGUACACAGAAGCCUUUAAGGCCUUAUACAAAAUAUCGAAUAAAGGCGAAGUUGAUUUAAGCAAAGGGGACAAGUCUCAAUCUAAACUGAUACUUCCCGCUUUCGAGGAGAUUACAAAGUAUGUUUAUGAGGAAGCAGAGGCGCGUUUGAAAGAUGGUACGAAGAGAGUCAACGUCGGUAAUCACGUUCUGCCAUUUACACUGAAUGUUUUUCUAGAGAUCCUCUUAUACUUGCGCCUGUGUUUAAUACAACAUUUAAAAAUCCCGUUGAAACGCGAAGCGACUCGCCAUCCUUGCGAAUUUACCCCUCUAAUUCGAGAUCAGUUGCAGUCUUUGUAUGUGGAAACUGAGAGCGUUGAGCAAAACGUUUUUUUGCAGUAUGCCUCUUUGGUACGCCAAUUGUUUCUGGCGAAUCCAACUUUUGAACCAUUGUGUUGCAUGCUUGAGGUGAUAGGUUGCAUACCGAAGUUGGCGUUGACUUUAAAAAGUAACCUGAACUGGGUGAGAGAUUUAUUGAAUUCGACAAAAGAAGAAGUUCGCGAGAUUACGUCGGUUUUAUACAGUCUUAUUAUUAACGAAGUGUUAUCUCCAAAAGAUUUUGAGGACGCCAUUAACUACCUAAUUACACAAACAAACAAUAAAAUGCUAGAAACGCAACAUGGUGCGAUUUUGGGUAUUGCGUAUGCGCUCGAAAGGAAAAUCAUGACCCAUAAAUAUCGUGGAGGCAACGCCCUUAACGACGAGCUCUUUAAAAAAUGUGUGCAAACGAUUGUGUCCUUUUUGACCAAUCCCAAUUUGCUGUUGGUAUCCGCGGCUAGUGAGGCGAUAGGACAAGUGGGAAAAUGUAUUUCGUUACCUUUGGAUAGUGGAAAUGAAAUGAAGAACGGUAGUCCUGACCCCAAGCGUCCUGCAAACGGGAAAGUAACUAAACUGGAUGUUACCACCCAACUUCUCCAAAAUAUGAACAAUCAUAAAUUGUCAAUUAAGAUACGCGAACGUUCGGCUAAGGCGCUUGGUUUGCUGUGUGUCGGGGAGGAAUUCCCACACACAAAGCAAGUAAUUCAAGGCUUCUUGAAUACAGCUAAAGAAACUAAGGACGUGGAAGUUCAUUUUACUAUCGGCGAAUCCUUGGUUAUGUGUGUUCAGAGUGUGUGGUCAACGGAAGCUCGUGACCAGUGGUCAGUGUUACCAUCUGAUUUCACACCUUUAUCCACCAUGUUGGAUGAGCCGUCUGAUGAUCAUUUGUGUUGGUUGGUUGAUGAACUGCUGCAACUUGUGGGCAAGACGCAUCCCAAUUCUAGGCAGGCAUCGUGUAUUUGGUUGUUGGCCAUACUGAAGAACUGCGCGAAUAAAGAUCCGGUUAAAAGUCGAUUAAGUGCCUUUCAAAAUGCCUUUAUGGAUUUGUUAGGUGAAAACAGCGAUAUCGUGCAGGAUGUCGCCUCUAAGGGACUCUGCCUUGUAUAUGACAACUCCAAGUCGGAGGAGUUGCUGAACGCAUUGGUAAAGCAGUUAACAGGAGGACGUCGACAUGUCGCGCAAGUAUCAAGCGAUAGUAAAAUUUUUGAGGAAGGGCAAUUGGGGAAAGCGCCAACAGGUGGGAAUUUGUCAACAUACAAGGAACUCUGUGCGCUUGCGUCGGAUUUAAAUAAACCCGAUCUGCUGUAUCAAUUCAUGCACAUCGCUAAUCACAACGCCAUUUGGAACUCGAAGAAAGGGGCGGCGUUCGGUUUCUCGAGUAUCGCCGAGAAGUGCGGCGAAAAGUUGCAGCCGCAUCUACCGAAAAUUAUUCCGAAAUUGUAUCGAUACCAGUUCGAUCCAACACCAAGUAUUCAGUUGUCUAUGCAGAAUAUUUGGCACACUUUGGUGCAAGAUACACAGAAAACGCUCGAACAAUAUUAUGACGAGAUUCUAUCCGAUUUGAUAGACAAUCUGACGUCCCCCCAGUAUCGCGUGAGGCAGUCGUGCUGUUUUGCUUUGCAAGACUUUUUUACUAGCGGCGUUAACUCGUCGAUACACAGCUGUCUUGGUCGAUUAGAGGAACUUUGGACGAAAGUGUUUCGAGUUAUGGAUGAUCAUCACGAAGCAACGCGAGUAGUCGCAACGAAAACAGGAAAACUACUAAGCAAGUUAUGUGUGAGAGGAUCUGACACUAGUCAAGGAAAAGCAGGUGUAAAAAUGGUUCAGAUCAUCUUGCCAGUGUUAUUAAAUGAAAUCACAAAUCCCGUGGCCGAAGUUAGGCUGUUAUGUUUGCAGACAUUAUCGGAGCUCGUAGCAGCUUCGGCCGACCAAUUAAAGCCGUUUUUAGCUCAACUCAUACCUGCAUUGCUGCAGGCAACCGGCGAGUUAGAAUCUCAGAAACUGUCACACUUUAGCACAAUGUUAAGCGCCCAAAGCGACGCUCAAGAGGCUGUGGAUAGUGCCAGAGCAAAUAUUGCGAAAUCUCACUUUACUAUGGAAACAGUGUCAAAGUGUCUUCAAUACGCCGACGCGUCAAUAUUAGGAGAAUUGACACCUAAAAUUACUGAGUUGAUGAAAAGUUCGGUCACUUUCGGUACUCGAAUUGUGUGCGUACAUUUUAUUUCACUCUUGAUAGUACAGAUGAAGCAAGACUUGCAACCAUAUUCAGCCACACUUCAGAAUAUAUUGUUGCACGGUCUUACUGAUCGCAACGCCGCAAUCCGCAAACAAUGUGCUUCAACCAUAGGACAAUUGGUUGCAGUAUCCCAACCCCCUACCUUGGAGAAGUUAUUUAGAAAAUUGAAACAGUGGUAUUUCGAGCGAGAAGAUGACUCAAGAAGAUCCGCAUGCGCGCAAACUAUCCAGGCAGUAAGUAACUACAAUCAGGAAAUUUUGAAGCAAUAUGCGUCGUCAGUGUUACCUUGGGUGUUUUUCGCAAUGCACGAGGAGAAAACGCCCGAAACCGAAGGUACUAUAACAAUCUGGAAUGAAAUCUGGUCAGAAAAUAGCCCCGGUACAGAGUACGGCAUUCGGCAAAAUUUGAAACCGAUCUCAGACGUUUUAAAGGAAGCGUUAGAAUCCCAGUCUUGGAACAUGAAAGCGCAGGCAGCCACUGCUAUAAGUACGGUUGCGGUUAAAUUGGGAGUAUCGCUCGAAGCGAAGGAAAGAAACAAUUUAAUUCGAAUUUUAAUCAACGGACUGAGCGGGAGGACGUGGAAUGGAAAGGAUAAGUUGCUAAAUGCUCUCGCAAGCAUAUGCUCAGGAUCCAAGGAUUCAUUAAAAGAAGAUAAAGACAUUGAUAUAAAUAACAUAAUCGAAGUAGUGCUGAAGGAGUGCCGCAAAGAGCAGAUUGUUUAUAAAUCAAAAGCAUUAAAGUCUUUAGGCGACGUUUUAUCGGCUCUACAGGUGGAUAAGUUUGAUGAAGUGCACAAUAUGGCACAGUCAAUUCUUACAGAUGAUCCAAAUGGUGAUACAGAUGAGGAUCUGUCCUUAGAGGAGAUUAGCGAAAAUAGGGAAAAUCGAAUUAAAAUUAAGGAGGUUAUAUACGAAACGUUGGGCAAGGCUUGGCCCGAAAACAGUAAGGUUACCCAAGAGAAGUACAGGGAGUUGUUCGUCGAGCACUGCAAAGCGUGUCUGCCAAAGUGCACCAGAUCCGUACAAGUUUGUGUUAUUUCUGCACUACGCGAUUUUGUUGAUAAAUUAAUUUUGCUUAAAGAAGAUAGACUAACUGACAAAGAGAACGAAAGUUUAUCUAAAAUUGUAGAUAAUAUUAUAGAAGUAAGCAUAUAUGCUUUAGGUAUUGCAAAACACACCAGAUUAAGGAAGGAUACUUUAAGUGUGAUUUUUGUGCUUGCAACAAAAUUAAAAGAUAAGAAGCGUCAUUCGAAUUUGAAUAGAAUAAGUAAGAUAUUUUAUGAGACCUUACCAGAGCUAAGUAAAGAUAAUCAACCAGAGAUAAAGUCAAGAGUGACAGACCUUAAAAAUCUACUUAGCAAAGAUUAAAGUGUGUCAUAUUGUUCUGUGAGAUGUAGCUAAUCGUUUCUACUCAAUAUAUGCUAAACUAUU